Molecule: messenger RNA, 349 nt
Organism: Darwinula stevensoni
Lineage: Eukaryota; Metazoa; Arthropoda; Ostracoda; Podocopida; Darwinulidae
Source: the annotation of a GenBank genome assembly
ACUUGAUGGGGUUAUUCCAUGGCUCUCUGUCUCUCCAAAUGGAUUGGCCACAGGUGAAGAGUGGAUGCCGCCUCCAGAUGUGAUCGUGGACCUCUACGAGAAGUUGGCCACGGGAGAGAUCAUGAAACUGAAGUGGCAGUGCAUCGGUCGCCGGGCACCUGCCGACAAAUUGUCUCAGCUGGAAAACAAGAAUCUUCAAUCGUCGGACGACGGGAUCUUCUUUGACUUCGACGAGACCCCCGAGACCCCCCUGCAGCCGGUGCGAACGCCCGGUUCCGCCCAGCCGCGGGGGAGCGCCCGCAAGAAGACGACCGAUCUCAGCAGCAUCAUCUCCAACAUGCAGCGCCAU